CUUUAUCUUGUUCGUGCUGAGUGUCCCAAAGAGGCUGUCACUUUGCACUAAUGAAUUCUCUAGUCUUUCUUCGUCCUCUCACCUUCUCUCCAUCUCCACCACAAUCCAAGCUUUCAGUCAAAAACCCUAGCUUUCGAAUCGCUUUUUCCUCGGCUCAAUCCAACUCGGUAGAAGCUGGGGAGUACAAGCCGGGAGUUUUUGAUGAUUUAUUUCUCAAUCUUUUUCGGAGCAGAAUGGUGAAGGAGGUAGGAUGGGAUUCAGAGAAGCCCGGCUAUGAUGGAUUGAUAGAUGUGGCAAACCAGCUAAUGAUGAAGAGCAAAAGCAAUUCAAAAGUGAAAGAAGCAGCGGUACGGAUAUUGAUCUCACUGUUUCCUCCAUUCUUGUUAGACCUUUAUCGGAUGCUCGUAGCACCCAUAGGAGGUGGAAAAGUGGCUGCGAUGAUGGUUGCAAGAGUGACUGCUCUCUCUUGCCAAUGGCUAAUGGGUCCGUGCACGGUUAACUCUGUCAAUCUUCCUGAUGGAUCCUCAUGCAGAAGUGGGGUGUUUGUGGAAAGAUGCAAGUAUCUAGAGGAAAGUAAAUGCGUAGGAAUUUGUAUCAAUACAUGCAAACUUCCAACACAGACUUUCUUUAAGGAUUACAUGGGAGUUCCUUUAGCAAUGGAGCCAGACUUCACCAAUUAUAGCUGCCAGUUUAGCUUUGGGGUCCUUCCUCCUAGGCCUGAAGAGGAUAGCACCCUGAAGGAGCCUUGCUUGGAGAUAUGCCCAAAUGCCACCAGACGAAAAGAAAUUAACAGGAACAUGGACGACAAGGAAUUAGUGCAAUGCCCGAAGGCCUAGCGUUGCUCGCCCUAUUGAGUAGAUAUUUUUUUUAAUUACAGAGGGAUUGACUAAAAUUAUCUUGUAUCUGUUGUCAUGCAAUCCUCUCUUCUAAAUUUAUAAAUUAUGAAGAUUCAGAGAGUGAUGCAUUGUAAUUCCCCAAUGCUCUAUGGGGAUGUGACACAAGAGAAAAGUUGUAUUUGUACACUACUUGGUCCUAGACCAUUCAUUCUUACUGCUAUACUUUCCUAGUUUUUGUAUUAAAGUGUUAUGGUAAGAUUAGGGCA
Molecule: messenger RNA, 1102 nt
Organism: Vitis riparia (riverbank grape)
Lineage: Eukaryota; Viridiplantae; Streptophyta; Magnoliopsida; Vitales; Vitaceae
Product: beta-carotene isomerase D27, chloroplastic
Exons: 8
Coding region: 51-836 (261 amino acids)
Molecular function (GO): iron ion binding
Source: RefSeq, a predicted model, not a curated record